AUGAACGACUCAUUACUGAUGGAAGUACGUGAUAUGCAAGCAGAAUUGACCAUCAUACGACAAGAUAUUCAUGCUCAUCCAGAAAUGACCAUGGAAGAACAACGCACAUCAGCUCUGGUCGCUUCUAAACUUAAAGAAUGGGGUCUAACAGUUACUGAAGGUGUCGGUCGAUUCGGUGUUGUUGGAACAUUGACGAGUAUAAAACCAGAUAAUCGUUCUAUUGGUCUUCGUGCCGACAUGGACGCUCUACAACUUAUCGAAAAAAACAACGUAUCAUAUGUUUCGACAAAACUUGGUACAAUGCACGCCUGUGGUCAUGAUGGACAUACGGCUAUGCUGCUUGGUGCUGCAAAGUAUUUAUCUGAACAUCGCGAUUCAUUCUGUGGAACUGUUCAAUUUAUCUUUCAACCAGGUGAAGAAAGACUCCAAGGCGCCAUAGCCAUGAUAAAUGAUAGUCUAUUCGAACGAUUUCCCGUUGAUGCUAUCUAUGGAUUACACAAUCUUCCAGAACAGUUAGGAACAUUUUCUAUACGAUCAGGUCCUGUGAUGGCAGCAUCCGAUCGUUGGUAUGUAACGUUUCGAGGCACUGGAGGUCAUGGUGGAGCAGGUGCACAUCUUGCAACCGAUGUUACAGUAGUACAAGCACAAUUCAUCAUGGCACUACAAACUAUUGUUAGUCGUAAUGUCAAUGCGAUCGAUUCAGCAGUGAUCAGUGUUGGUGCUAUUGAGGGUGGCUCUUUCGUGUCAGCUAAUGUCAUGCCAUCUGAAAUACGUAUUGCAGGUACUGCACGAAGUUUGACUACAUCGGUUCGUGAUCUUAUUGAACGACGUAUUAAUGAAUUAGCAAAUCAUCUAGCUAACGCCUUUGGUUGUACGGGUCAUGUGGAAUAUAGACGAGGAGGAAUUCCCCUUGUUAAUCAUGAUGAACAAACAAAACGAGCAAUUAAAGCUGCUGAAGCAGUCGUCGGUUCAACAAACGUCACCAAGAACAGAGAUCCUUUGAUGGGUGCUGAAGAUUUUGCUUUCAUGCUUUUGAAACGACCUGGUGCUUUUAUCUUCAUGGGCAUCAAUGAUGAAACAGUAUCCAAUAAGUUGCAUUCACCUGAUUAUAAUUUUAAUGAUGAUGCAAUUCCAUUUGGUGUUGCCUAUUGGAUAAGUCUUGUUCAGCAAGAACUCAACGAUUGA
This is a messenger RNA of Rotaria sp. Silwood1, 1185 nucleotides long. Lineage: Eukaryota; Metazoa; Rotifera; Eurotatoria; Philodinida; Philodinidae. The record is from the annotation of a GenBank genome assembly.